Molecule: messenger RNA, 946 nt
Organism: Leptonychotes weddellii (Weddell seal)
Lineage: Eukaryota; Metazoa; Chordata; Mammalia; Carnivora; Phocidae
Source: RefSeq, a predicted model, not a curated record
AUGCUUAUGAUCCUGAAGUGCAAGGCCUUCCAGAUAUCUUCUCCAACUUUGCAGUCCGGUUUGAUGGCAUCAGUGACUGUCUCCUUGAACCUGCCCAACUUUGCAGUCCGGUUUGAUGGCAUGAGUGACUGUCUCCUUGAACCUGCAGGUGGCAUUUACAUGGACCAUGGAAGCUGUUUAAUCUCCUCGAUUUUUCCCUCCCAGGUCUCAAGAUUCUGUCUGAAGAAGACAGAUUUGAAGGAUUAUGCCCUUCCCAAUGCCAGCUGGUGUCCAGACAUGCUGAACUUGUACCAGGAAUUUCUGGAGAAGACCAAGACUGACGGCUGGAUCAAACUGCCCUCCUUCAAGUCCAACAGAGACCACAUCCAGGGGCUGAAGCUCCCAUCUGGGUUAGCAGUGGCCUCAGACAAAAGUGACUGGCGCAUCUUCACCAGGUGCAUCCAAGUGGAAGGACAAGGCUACGAGUAUGUCAUUUUUUUCCACCCAUCCAAGAAGAAGUCCAUCUGUCUUUUCCAACCUGGCCCCUACCUGGAGGGGGCCCCAGGGUUUGCACAUGGGGGGUCCCUGGCUGCCAUGAUGGACGAGACCUUCUCUAAAACUGCUUACCUGGCUGGAGAGGGGCUAUUCACAGUAAGCCUCAACAUCAGGUUCAAAAACUUGAUCCCUGUGGGCUCUCUGGCUGUACUGAAAGUUGACGUGGAAAAGAUCGAGGACCAGAAGCUUUACAUGUCGUGCAUCGCCCAGAGCAGGGACCAGCAGACAGUCUAUGCUAAGUGCUCAGGUGUUUUCCUGCAGCUGCAGCUGGAAGAGGAGUCAUUCCAGUAACAGUCACUGUGCCUUCCUGCUGACUGCCCUGCCCGCUUGGGACCCACUGCACGGCAGGGAGGGUCCACAAGAAGUGACUGGUGACGGGAAGGAGAGGGCGCGUUCCUCUGAAUAAAUAGAU